Messenger RNA from Tachysurus fulvidraco (yellow catfish), 4612 nucleotides. It is a transcript of the gene prickle3, whose product is annotated as prickle homolog 3. Gene Ontology annotation, molecular function: zinc ion binding. Lineage: Eukaryota; Metazoa; Chordata; Actinopteri; Siluriformes; Bagridae. The record is from RefSeq and is a predicted model, not a curated record. The transcript is spliced from 11 exons. The coding region runs from base 336 to 2744 and encodes 802 amino acids.
CAGUUUGUGUGUGCCUGAGUGUGUCUGUGUGUGCGCGCGCGCAGGGGUUGUGGCCUGACUGGGCUCAGCUGAGAGAACACAGAGAACAGCCCGGUCCUGUAGGUGUAGCCCGUUUACUUAUUCACGCGCUGUUCACCUCGGGCAACUUGUGUGCGCGAGCUGCCCUCCUUAAACUCCAGAUGACGUGACGUACCGGAAUCCAGGGCUUAAGAUAAACAUUAAAAGCUCGUCCGGUGCCUCGAUACGGAUUUAAUCAGCACAUAUGCAUCAUUUCCACGUGGAGCGACUCUGCUGAAUCUUAUUCGGACGCUCGCGCUGUAACUCGACCUCUCGACAUGUUCACGCGCGGCUCUAAAAAGCGCCGCUCGAAUCGUUCGCAGGAGGAAGAUCCUGACCGAGGGCAGCCCUGCAUGCGAUGUGGAGAACAGUGUCCGGGUUUGCGCAUGCACGGCUGGAGGAAAAUCUGUGUGCACUGUAAGUGUGUGCGUGAAGAGCAUGCUGUGCGCUCCGUGCCCGGACAGCUGGAGAAGAUGAUGAUGAAGCUGGUGUCCGACUUCCAGAGGCACUCCAUCUCAGACGACGACUCGGGAUGUGCCUCGGAGGAAUACGCCUGGGUGCCGCCUGGUCUCAAGCCUGAACAGGUAUAUCAGUACUUCAGCUGUAUUCCUGAAGACAAGGUACCAUAUGUCAACAGCCCAGGAGAACGAUAUCGCAUUAAACAGCUCCUCCAUCAGCUCCCUGCCCAUGACAGUGAGCCACAGUACUGCAACUCUCUGGAUGAGGAGGAGAAAAAGGAGCUGCGGUUGUUCAGUCAGCAGAGGAAGAGAGAGAACCUAGGCCGCGGCAUUGUGCGUCUCUUUCCUGUCACCAUGACCGGAGCCAUCUGCCAACAGUGUGGAAGGCAGAUUUAUGGAGGUGAUAUAGCCGUUUUUGCCUCUCGUGCGGGACACGGCUCUUGCUGGCACCCUCAGUGUUUCCAGUGUGCCACCUGCAGCGAGCUGCUCGUCGACCUCAUCUACUUCUACCAGGACAGCCAUAUCUACUGCGGACGUCACCACGCCGAGCACAUCAAACCGCGCUGUCAGGCCUGUGAUGAGAUCAUUCUGGCAGACGAGUGCACGGAGGCGGAGGGACGCCACUGGCACAUGAGGCACUUUUGCUGCUUCGAGUGCGAGACGGCGCUCGGAGGUCAGCGCUACAUCAUGCGAGAGAGCCGGCCGUACUGCUGUACCUGCUACGAGUCUCUGUACGCCGAGUACUGCGACACCUGCGGAGAGCACAUCGGUAUUGAUCAAGGGCAGAUGACGUAUGAGGGGCAGCAUUGGCAUGCAUCCGAAGCGUGUUUUUGCUGUGCGCGCUGUCAGCUGCCCCUGCUGGGCAAACCCUUCCUUCCCCGCAGGGGACUCAUCUUCUGUUCCCGACCCUGCUCUCUGGGAGAAGACCCUAAUAACUCUGAUUCCUGUGACUCGGCCCUGCAGUUCAAAGCGACCUCACACAAACUCGUUCAACAGAAGCAAGAACGCAAUUUGCCUCUGUGGCCAUCAGAGGGCAGCAGUCUCACCACUGCAACUGCGAAACUGUCCACCCCAACCACGUCAUCAUCUUUAUCAGAAAGCAGAGGCGUUCACACUCCAGUUUUCCCUUUACAAAAUGGCCGCCCUCCACCGCCACCUUAUGGACAAGUUCACUCUCAAAGCUCACAUUCUCCUUCCUUGGCCAAUGGUUGGGGACCGAUGUUAAACUCGGAGCGCUUAAACACGGAUGAACACCCAGCGCUGGAGUACACGGUGGAGCUGAAUGGAUACGCUGAAUUUGGGCCGUUUCCACCCAGCUGCACCUCCAGAGGAACCUCGACAGUAAAGGACACUGGGAGACUGGAGAGCAGCUCAGAAAUUAUUCCUCAGCCCCAAGCUUCACCGGAAGUUGACUCACUAGAAGACACAGACUUUUUCCCACCACCUCCACCCCCUGUUUUUAUCGGCCCAGAUAAUUUACCAAUCCUGCCCUCGCCUGAUGAGUCGCACCCUUCACCCCCUCCAUCCCAAUUUGGGCGAAGCAGCACAGCCAGGGUCAGCUUCAGAGAGCCAAUCAGCUCCAGUUAUUCAGUGGAGGAGGAAGAGGACGAGGAGGUAGAGGAAGCGGGGGUUGAAAUGGAAAGGAAAGAGGAAAAUGAGCUAGAGCAGGAAGAAGAGGAGGAUCAAGCAGAUGGGGACUUGGGACGCAGACUACAUCUUCGAGCUGGAAUGCCACCUCAGAUGGACCUUUUGGACGGCGCGUACCGACGCAGCUUCCGGCAGGGGUGUGAAAGCCCACCUGGACGAAGCUGCCUGGUCUCGGACUCCCCCCUCCACCUAGGCACGGAGAAACACUUCCGCCGGCCAAGACGGGACCGACCUCGUCUAGAUUCUCUGGAGUGGCGAGGAGGAGAGCGAGGGCAUGCCGCACGCCCACACUCCAUCACCUCUGCUGGAGAUGGAAAUUCCCGUCUGACGCUUCACUCCACCCGCUACAGACACGAAGACUCCUGCUCUACCUGCUCGUCCUCCUCCGACUCUGAAGAAGAGGGCUACUUCCUCGGCCAGCGUAUUCCUCUACCUCCUCAGCUGACAGGGGAAAAAGAGAGGGAAGGAGAAAGAGGAGAGACUGAGGGGAAAAGCAAGAGAGGGAGUCUGAGGAGAAGGAGGAGGACACAUAGUCUCAGUGCAAAAGACAGUGACAAGGACAAAAACUGCAUAUUGUCUUGAGAGAAAGAACGAUGGAGGAAUUGAACUGAUGUUUCAGGCAUUCGUGUCUGAUAUUUGGUCGAAGUUUAAAGUAGAUUUUCCCGAUUUUCCUGCUCCAACACGCCUGCUUAAUAACCCAAAGCUCACCACGACAGCUAGUAAUGUCCUGAUUUAGUUAGUUAUUUAAAUCAAAUGCAUUUAUAGCAUGGAAACCAAACACAUGCUGCAAAAUAAAACAUUUAACAGUUUUGCCAUUCAUCAUUUCCCCUGUUUUUGAGGCUUAUUUAUUAGUGAUAAAAGGCAAGCAUAACAUUUAACAGAAAUGCAUUAAGGAACAAAUUUCUUAGACUACUAGAGAGAAUGCUUCUGUUGGGCAUUCUUUUCAAACUUAAAGCCAAACAAUUGUAUUGGAAAUGAUAUUAACGGCAUAACAAUUGGAGUGAAAUAGAAGUAGAAUAUUAGAAAUAUUGACUGUAACGUCAGAGUUCAUUAGGAUUUGGCACGGUGUAGAGUGCAAAAAAAUUUUGUUCAAGUAAAAUAUAAUUAAUUAAACAUUUAAGGAUUUAGAGAUUUUUAAAAAAAAUUUUAUUUUACAAUGUUCAAAACUGAAAUGUUUCCCCUGUAUGUUUAUAUUUAAAUGAAAAAAAGAAAAUCCCAGAUGGUCUCAGAUUUUUGAACCAAGUGUGUGUGUGUGUAUAUAUAUGAAUAUAUUACACACACACAAACUCUCUCUCUCACACACACACACACACUCUCACUAUGUAUAUAAUGAUAUAUACUUUAUUGAAAAAGCACCUUGCUUUGUUUAUCCCAUACUCUUUACUAUAGUUCGAGACUUUCUUUUCUUUUCUUUUCUUUUAUACUUUUCCUUCUUUUUUCCUCUUCCUCUGUAAAAUCUUGUAAGCCACACUACUGCACAUGUUCAGGUUAUACGCAUGUGUUCUGGCAGAUGAUUAUCUGUACGAGACGCAGAUGUAUUAACUAGAUCUUGUGUUAAGUCUGUGUGACGUUAGUGGAAAAAGUGAGUGAAGUGUUUUUAAGUGACCUAGACUUCCGUUACUGGAUAGAUUUAUCAGCUCACAACUAAAGAAGUAAAGCUCAUGUCUGCUGCCAAAAUGGUGUGUUUGAGCAGGAAAAUCAAUUGUCUUCAAAAUCACAAUACACAGUUAGACACAUGCUCUGCUGUUCCUAUGAGUGUAUAAUAUGCUGUAAUUGACCUGCGGGUUUGUUAUCAUUGGAACGAGGAAUAUAAACGCCAUGCAGGCGCAAUGUAUAUUGUUCUCCUAUGAAUUCUGUAAUCCAAAGUAAAAUGCACAGGAACACAUGGUGAGAUAAAGCUGCUUGAUUUGAAGAACAUACUGGAAAUACACCAUGUGUGUAUAGCUCUGUGUUUAAGAUCUACAUGUUGAUUGCAUCGUGUUUGGUUAUGGGAUUGAAAACCUGAGGCGCUGUGCAACACCAAAACCAAGUAAUCAAGGUUCAUGUCUGUCUUAUUUUAUCUAAACACAUGGAUCAUAUUCAGAAGGUGCUUUGUGGAGACAAUGACCCUGUGUCUGUGCAGCUGUCUUCUCAGUGUUUCAAUCGGUUCUUCAUACUCCACUGCAGAACAGGAACAUUUGUGCUUUCCGUAUCUUCCAGCUCCAGCUCGUCUAUUUAAAUAAGCAGAAGAUGAAACUUUGAAAGACAAAAAGAGAUGUAAAGAACGAUCUUAUUUGUUAUAUACACGCACUGGUGAUGGUGCCGAUUUUACGCUCCUGUGCAUAUUGCCUUAGAUAUGUAUGUUUUUCUAACAAAGCUCAUUUUUAUCAGAGGAUACAAGUUGAUUUCAAGUAGUCUUUUUUUUUUUUUUUUUUUUUUUUGCAUAGGUAAAAAUAAACCACUUGAACAUU